UAACCGUCGAACUCAACGACACGUCUUUCUACAUCAAGCGCUAAAAGAGCAAAACGUAAUCGAAAUUAAUUAAUAACGCACAUGCAUACCCUUAACCCCCGAACUCUGAUGUUACUCCUUUCAGCUAGCCAAGUACGUAGCAUCCAGCGUACCAAAAUGGAAGACUAUGAACUUCUAGUCGACCCUCAGGAGGUGUUUUCACUGCGUACAACUGCAAAAAGGGCACACACCCGUCUGCUUAACACCGUCGCUGAUAUUCUAAACAGAGCUGCACCUCGUCAGACCUUAAACAACGCUGUAGCGGCUUUGCAUUCCGCCUAUGACCGAGUGGUCGCCGUCCACAACCGUUACGUUGAAAUAACAGACUUAGACGACCAAGAGCUACACGCCGCAGAUGUCUACAUUGAAAAUAUUCGCAGCUUGCACGAUGGCUGUCUGGCCACAGUCGCGGAAUCAGCGCGAAACCAGCAAAUCCGUCGCCCAUCUGUUUCUUGGACUAUUGAAAACUUAGAUCGUCGGCUAUCUGCUGGGUCAAUCACUACGCAAGCUAUCACACCAAACGUCGCCCCAAUUACGCAGGCGCUACAAACCGAAGAACAACAGCCGCCGGGUAACGGCAAGCGUGUGCAUGACCAGCAAGGCGCACAAGAGAAUGACGACAUUGGAGCAGAAUGCUCGAAGAGUUUUUUUGGUCCAACCAACCCUGAACGAGAUAUAUACGAGUCAGCAAAACGGCGAAAAAUAAAUUUAGAAUUCCAGCUGAAGAAGCAAGAGUUGCAGCGAGAGCGCGAACAAAGGGACCUCCAGCUAAAAUACGACAGAGAGCGAGAGGAUAUAAUGCUAGAAAUACAAAGGCAAUCUCACUUAAUGGGUGAAUUUGUCCAACCCGGCGAGCCGCAGCACCCGUCCACACCAACGCAGAAGUCCGCCACACAGCAAACAUGCACCACCAAACCAAUCGCCGGCCCGUCUACGUACGUGCCGUCACACGGAUGGCCUAAGCUGCAGGUAGCCAAAUUCGAUGGGGAUCCGCGCAGCUGGACAAAAUUCGCACAUGGCAUCAGCGCCACCUUAAGAGAUACUAAUAUGCCCGAAUCAUAG
Daphnia magna is the source of this 1101-nucleotide messenger RNA. RefSeq lists its product as uncharacterized. The transcript has a single exon. The record is from RefSeq and is a predicted model, not a curated record. NCBI's taxonomy places the organism in Eukaryota, Metazoa, Arthropoda, Branchiopoda, Diplostraca, Daphniidae. The coding region runs from base 82 to 1101 and encodes 339 amino acids.